Pollicipes pollicipes is the source of this 1348-nucleotide messenger RNA. Its product is annotated as pantetheinase. The coding region runs from base 14 to 1348 and encodes 444 amino acids. The transcript is spliced from 6 exons. NCBI's taxonomy places the organism in Eukaryota, Metazoa, Arthropoda, Thecostraca, Pollicipedomorpha, Pollicipedidae. The record is from RefSeq and is a predicted model, not a curated record.
GGGACUGGCGCCGAUGCCGCCGCGACCGUACAUCGCCGCGGUGUGCGAGAUCGCCCUGCCCGACUGGGACCCCCGCCAGGGCGCUCCCUGGCGGCAGAACAUGAAGACGGUGCGGCGGCGGGCGGAGGAGGCCUCCGCUCAGGGUGCCGACCUGCUAGUGCUGGCUGAGCACGGCAUCAUGAGCAACGGGCCGUUUACGACCCGCGAAACGCUGGCUCUGUUCGCCGCGGAGAUGCCUUCUGCUGACGAGAUGGCGGUGCCCUGCGGCGAGGCGUCGCGGCACGAGGUUGUGUCUGGCCUGAGCUGCCUCGCUAAGGCUCACCAGAUGUACAUCGUGGCGAACUACGUGGAGAAGGUGCCCUGCAGCCAAGCUUCUGACGCAGACUGCCCGGCGGAUGGCUUCUAUUUGUUCAACACCAACCUGGUGUUUGACAGGAAGGGAACAAUGAUACAAAAGUAUAACAAGGUGCACCCGUAUAUAGUCGAGCGGGAGGUGCUGCAGACACCGAAGCCGCACCUGGCCGCCUUCCGCACCGACUUCGGCGUUGUGUUCGGCCUGAUGACCUGCUUCGAUAUCCUGUUCGAAGUGCCGGCCGUGGAGUUGACGCGGCGCGGCAUUUCGCAUGUCGUGUUCCCCACCGACUGGCACGAUGAGCUGCCUUCGCUGACAGCGUUGCAGAUGCACAGCGCGUAUGCGCGCGGCCUGGGCGUGACGCUGCUCUCGGCUGGGCUCCACGUCCACAGGACGGCCAGCGUCGGCUCCGGCAUCUACACGGCCGCCGGCGCGCUCAACUACACGUACGACUACGCCAACGAGGCCGGCGCCCUAUUGACGGCGCGGGUGUCGGUUGACGGGCCGGCCCAGCCCGUCGCGUACUACCCGUUGCUUCACUACAACAUGUCAGAGUUCGCCAGCGCCGAGCUGACGGGGCGGGAGCAGGAGCUGUGCCACGGCCAGCUCUGCUGCCGCGUCAGCGUGCGUGGCACGUCGCCCGCCGCCGCCGCCGACGGCGCGCCUGCCACCUACCGCCUGCUCGCGUACGACGGCCGGCGCGACGCCACGCCACAUUGGAGCACGGAGAUCUGCAUGGUGACGCUCUGCGCCAGCCCCAGCCCGGCCUCGUGCAGCUGGUUUCCGACAGGGCCGAUGCCGCUGAUUCCGCCGUUCACGCUCUCCGGCACGUUCGGAGGGGACACGAUCGUGUACCCGUCAGCCAUUAGGACGCACAUGCACUUGGCCGCCGACUGGGACUUUGACCGUUCGACGCGCCACCUGUCCGUCGACAAUACCGACGCGCUGAUGACGGCGCAGCUGUACGGCAGGGACUUCGCGAGGGACCUGCCCUAG